This is a messenger RNA of Psylliodes chrysocephalus, 3489 nucleotides long. The record is from the annotation of a GenBank genome assembly. Lineage: Eukaryota; Metazoa; Arthropoda; Insecta; Coleoptera; Chrysomelidae.
AUGAACAAGUGUCACAAACAUUUUAAAUCGAAAUAUCUGUACGAACACACCAGAAACGCUUUAUUUCACAACAACCGAUUGGUACUAAAUAUUCAGUUAUAUAGAACUGUUAGCAGAAAAUCGGGUUUAAACGAAUUUUUACCGAAUGCUACCAGAAAAAUAUUCCUGCCAAAUCCGAAUAAAAAACAAUUUGAUAUCAAGAAACCUAUACCGCGUUCAUCGUAUUCGGAAAAGCAUUAUGGACCGCGAAAAAAUGAGCUGAAUAUACAAAUGUUAUCGAAAGCGAUCUACGAGCAAGUCUUUCUAGAAGGAUAUAACAAUACUACCGAUCCAAACAUUCCAGAUCAAUGUAAACGAGAACUUUUAAAACAUGAAAUUACUAUUAACGAAGAGGAUGUUCAAAAGGACGUCGAUUAUAAAUUACCGCCGUUAAAAGGGAAGAACAUCGCUGAACAUUUUCAAAUUAUUGGUGAAGAACAAGUUAAACCUUAUAAGGAUUUAGUUGUAGAACUGUUGGAAUGUGUACCUGCGCCUCCUGAUAGUUGGAUAAUGCAACCCGGUUGGACUAGAUAUGUGCAUGGUUGUGAACCAGAACAAGUUUCCUAUCCUCGAGAAGAAGCUGUUGUUUUGGAUGUUGAAGUCUGUAUGGCAGCUGGAAAAGCACCAACUCUAGCAACAGCGGUCAGCAGCAAAGCUUGGUACGGCUGGGUGAGUUCCUCGGUACUAGAAGGCACAAGCAAACCAGUCACAAGCCACCAGUAUCCCUUAUCGGCUCUAAUACCUCUAGAAAGCGAACAAAAAGAUACCGGCAUAAAGUUAUCCAAACACCAAAAGCUACCCAAAGUCAUAAUCGGCCAUAACGUCUCAUUCGAUAGAUCUAAAAUAAAAGAACAGUACUGGUUGAACAGAACUGGCACCAGAUUCGUAGACACCAUGAGUUUACAUAUAUGCGUCGGAGGAUUAACCAGUUACCAAAGAGCUAUGUUAAAAUCUGAAAAAGUUGUUGAUGAGGAUCAAGAUUGGAGGCAAUGCAGCUCUUUGAACAAUCUGGUCGAUGUCUAUAACUUGUAUUGCGGCAAAAAGAUCACUAAGGAAACUAGAGAUUUUUUUAUUGAAGGCACCAUGAAGGAUAUUAAAGAUAAUUUCCAAACUGUCAUGAAUUAUUGUGCUGGUGAUGUGAAGGCUACGUAUGAAGUUUUGAAGGAGUUGUUUCCUUUGUUCUGUGAAAGGUUUCCGCAUCCAGUAACAUUAGCAGGUAUGCUAGAACUGAGCACCGCCUACUUACCAGUUAACUCCAAUUGGCCAAGAUACAUAGAAGAAUCUGAAGAAGCUUACGACGACCUCGAGAACACCGGUAAAAUCCUUUUAGCCCACAGAGCCGACCAGGCUUGUCAACUCUUACACAACGAAAAGUACAAAGAAGAUCUGUGGAUGUGGGAUCAAGAUUGGACCGUUAAAGACAUCAAAAUGAAAAAAUUUCCCAAUAAGAAGAAGAAACAAGAAGAGGAAACGGUAGAAUCGAAAGAUGAAGACGAUGAAGUUGAUCCUCUUGAAGAGAAAUUUAAAUGUUUGUGGGGAACUAAAGAAUGCUUACCGGCUGUAAAAGUUUUACUACCUGGUUACCCGAAUUGGUAUAGAAAAUUAUGUACCAAGCCUGAUUCAUCACCUAAUUGGGUACCAGGACCGGUACUGAUUAGUACGUCCAUGCAGAUCACUCCUAAAUUAUUAUCCCUGACGUGGGAAGGUUAUCCAUUGCAUUACCUACGAGAAAAAGGUUGGGGUUUCUUAGUUCCAUUCUCAGACGAUUUAGAACUAGAGAGAAAAUUACCAUUGAAGCAGUUACUAGAAAAAUGUCCCCUACUGUUAACCAAACCGGGUGGCGCCCAACACGAAACGAUGUUAACCUUACGAAAGUCUGUAGAAGAAAACCUAUCGAAAAAAGAUUAUUACUCACGUUUAAAAAAAGACAAAACCGAUGGGUUAUACAAAGGUACGGGGAUAUUCUGCGACAUCGAUAUUGAAGACUGUUGCUACUUCUUCAAGUUGCCGCACAAGGAUGGACCCGGUUGUAACGUGGGGAAUCCCUUGGCUAAGGAUUUUUUGAAUAAGUUUUCCGAGAACGUUUUGGCUGGUGAUACGGAAAGUGCAGAGCAAGUGCUGGAAAUCGCGAAAAAAUUGUCGUAUUGGAGGAACAAUAGGAAUAGGAUACUGGAUCAGAUGGUCGUGUGGCUGAGCGAUGAGAAUUUGCCGAAAUAUUUACGAAGUAAAGACUACCUUCUCGGCGCCAUCCUCCCGCAAGUAGUAGUAUGCGGCACUCUAACCCGCCGAGCGGUCGAACCAACAUGGAUGACCGCAUCGAACGCCCAAUCCGAACGAAUCGGUUCCGAAUUGCGCGCCAUGGUCCAAGCCCCGCCCGGCUACAACAUAGUCGGCGCCGACGUAGACUCCCAAGAACUCUGGAUCGCUUCCGUAAUCGGCGACGCGGAUCAAGCCAAAAUGCACGGCGCAACUCCAUUCGGAUGGAUGACUUUAAGCGGGAACAAAUCCGCCGGUACCGACAUGCAUAGCGUUACCGCUAAAGCCGUUGGAAUCAGUAGAGACCACGCUAAAGUUAUUAAUUACGCUAGAAUAUACGGCGCGGGUCAAAAUUUCGCUGAAAGGCUGUUGAAACAGUUCAAUCCUAGCAUUUCAGAACGCGAAGCGAGGAGUAAAGCUCAGAAGAUGUUUACGUUGACUAAAGGGAAGAAAACUUACUGUCUAAAAUCGGAUUUUAUAAUGGAUUUCACCGAUAGACCUUACUCGAAAUGGGAAGCUUUUAACCUAGCCAAAGCCUGCGGGAAAACUUUAGACGAAAUGUUUCACAAAUCGAAAUGGAUCGGCGGUACCGAAUCCGCGAUGUUCAACAAAUUAGAAGAAAUCGCCAACAAUCCGCAACCGGUAACGCCGUUUUUGAACGGUAGAUUAAGCCGAGCUCUAGAACCGAAAUCCGAUGCCGAAGACAAAUACCUACCGACCAGAGUCAACUGGGUGGUCCAAAGUGGCGCGGCGGAUUUUCUGCAUUUAAUGCUGGUCUGCAUGCGAUGGAUAACCGAAGAUAAAAUCCGAUUCUGUCUGAGUUUCCACGACGAAGUACGGUAUUUAGUACCGGAAGAAUAUAAAUACCAAUCGGCGCUUGCAUUACACACGACCAAUCUGUUAACGCGAGCUUUCUGUUCGUAUCGAUUGGGGUUGAGGGAUUUGCCGCAAUCCGUAGCGUUUUUUUCUUCAGUCGAAGUGGAUACGGUGCUGAGGAAGGAAUCGAAGCAGGAUUGCGUGACGCCGUCGAACCCGCACGGGUUGAGUAAAGGUUACGGGAUACCGAAUGGCGAAGCGUUGGAUAUUCACGAGGCUGUGGAAAAGGCGGGUGGAAGGUUUGAUUGUUGGUAUCGAUCAAAAUUCGAUAAGAAAAAGCAAUGUCUCGAGCCACAAGACGAAAGCACGUUCAGCUAG